Molecule: messenger RNA, 10575 nt
Organism: Paramuricea clavata
Lineage: Eukaryota; Metazoa; Cnidaria; Anthozoa; Malacalcyonacea; Plexauridae
Source: the annotation of a GenBank genome assembly
AGAAGCCCAGACCUCCUCCUGGUGGAUGCUGUCCAAAGAAAUAUAUCCAUCAAUGCUGCCCGUCCGCGGGUGAUAAUGAAACUAUCUAUCCUUGUGAAAAACAACCGACAUCGCCAAGACCCGGAUCAGGUGUCCCUAAAGUAAUUCUUCCAACCCUCAACCCAAGGACUGCCUGUGCCUACAGCUGGCUUACUCAGGCAUGUGCAGGUGGAUUUUACCUGGACGGUAGAUUACAGCCAAAAGCUUGCCCAAAAGGUAUGUGCAUUUAGUCACAAUAUAAAUGCGUAUCAGUAAUCGCAGGAUCGAUUCCUGUCAGAGGAAUAUAGGAGGAAUAGUUGCAUUCCUCGCGGCUGCUCCUGGUUAGGUCUGAUAAAGUGUAUAAAAUUUCCAUCAAAAUCGCUCGAAAUUUCCAUCUGCUGUAUGUAAAAUCACUAUAUAUGUCCGUAAUAAGGUCACACUAGAACAUGUUUACUUUCUUUUAGUGAAUUGUAUACGUUUAGUACAAGUAUUAGUCGUAUUAGGGAGCUUAAGCAAGCGACGUCAAAUUACCGAGGGGGGACUGGAUUAAAAACUUGUGUCAGUUUGUGGUAAUCGUCAACGCAUAUGACAAAAGUUUUUUGCUUUCUUACACGAGCGCUGUGCCUAUAUGAUGCAAAAUGCCGUAAAAAUUAGUUAACCAAUUUUUGGGGGACGUCCUUGUUGACAAAAACGUCGCUUGCUUAAGCUCACUAUUAGUAUUUUUAGAGUCGGGCUAACAAUAGUCAUGUAAAAUGGUUGAAAAAUGAGCAUUAACUUUAAUUAUUUAAAUAUAGGUUUCUAUUGCCCACUUAAAGCUCUGUGUAUUAUUCCCUGUCCGUCUGGUGCUUAUUGUGUACAGAAGAAAAUGAAACUUGAAAGUGUAAGUAUAUAUACAUGAACGUGGUUUCGUUACUGACAGGGGCAAAUGAGUUUUGUACACUUUGGAAGAAAUGUUGACUAUGUUGAAAAGUCUUUAUGCAUUACAAGAUAUGCAUAUUUAACAAUUAUAGACAACGAAGCCGAGUUGUCUAUGAGCGAAUAGUCAACGAGGCGAAGCCGAGUUGACUAUUCGCUCUGAGAGAACGAGGCUGAGUUGUCUAAUUGUUUUAGUAUAAAUCACACAAAGAAAACUGAAAUUUUAACUUGAUUUUUAUGUAAAACAAGACGCUCUAUGGAGCGUUAACUCGCUGGGGCUGUACAAAUAAAAACUGAAUUUUGUCACCAUAUUUGCUCAUAAUUUGGUAACCACAACAGUAAAACAGAACAAUUUACAGAAACGAAGACGCCAGCUCAGGCGCGCGUUCACAUUGGCCUCGGCCGUUGGCCAAAUAACCUCUCAAGCAAUCUCGUACCCAGAGUAUGCCCGUUCGCAGGUUAGGCGCUGGGCAUACCCUGGGUACGAGAUUGACCUCUCCUCGGUCCCAGUGUCUUUAAUAAUAACAACUAAUAAUUUAAUGAUUUAUAAAGCGCUUUUUACAUGUAAUGAUCAAAAGCGCUGUAUUACAAUAUAACUAAUGUUCAAAGUGUAAUAAAAUGUUGAAAUGUUAACUUUAAUAUAAACUAAAUAAUUAAAAGCUAGUUUAAAAAGAUGAGUCUUAAGACAAGUUUUAAAAACGCUUAUUGACGAAAUGUCACGAAUUUCUUUUGGAAGUUCAUUCCAAAGUUUCGCAGCUGCCACAGUGAAAGAUCGGUCGCCAAAUGAUCGUAAAAAUUUACCCUUAGGGAACUCUAGCAUUAUGCUAUCAUUAGAGCGUAAAAGGUAAUUUCCUUCACUUUGACAACAAGUAGGUCUACCAUGUACUUUGGAGCCAUUCCAUGUAAAGCUUUAAAAGUAAGCAAUAGCAGUUUAAAAUGGAUCCUGAACUUCACAGGUAACCAGUGUAGUUCACGUAAUAUAGGUGUAAUGUGAUCGUAUUUUCGUGUUGAAGUCACUAAUCUGGCAGCGGCGUUCUGAACCCGACAUUAUAUGACAUGACAUUGAUAAAUUUGAAUCAUGCCAAACUCCUAGAUCACGAGCUAUUGGUACAGGAAAGACAUCAGCAUUCCCGAUACGUACAUGGCAUGGGUUAAGUUUCCGCAGUUGCUGCUUAGAUCCAAUUAUUAGCAGGGGCGAAACUUGAGGGGUAUCGGGGGGGGGGGGGGUGACCCCCCCCCAAAAUACGAAUCAUCUGGAUUGGCAGGGCGAAUCAUCAGGAUUGGCAGGGCAAUCAAAGAUUUUAAAUAAUAGAAUGUAGAGUUAUCCCCGAGCCGGCGGCGCGAAGCGCCGUGCGAGGGUACUAAUUCCCCCCGGCUAUUUACACCCGGGGGAAACGAAAGCAUUAGCGGAGUCUAAAGUUCAUCAAAUAUCGCGGGCGUCGGUCACCAACGAUGGGUGGUCAUCCUUACUGAUCUCAAAAAUAUGGCGGACUGUCAUGAAUAACGAACACUGAUUGGUCCAAUUUAAAGUUUGCAUUAUAACGGCUAUAUGACGACAGCGAAAUAGCAAACAUUUCUUGAUUUGAUGAGUUGAUGAUUGAUAAAUUUCUUGCAAAUAUUCUUCAUUUUUGCUGGUAUUUCUGCAAGAUUUUGUAAAUUUCAAGAAGAAAGGGCGAAAGAAUCAGCUAAAAGAAGGGAGCCGACGUUAACGAAGGUAAGUUUGUUUUAAAUAUUGAUUUUAUAAUGGCUUUAAAACCCGACGGCCUUUGCGUAUAUGAAACAACUAUUAAAACAAGACAGCAUAUAAUUUCAGUGUAUCUUUAAUACUGAUUCCCUUUUUUAUUAUAUUGAAUUUUUUGAAUAAAAAAUAAAGCAAAGUUGAUUUGCAAGCGAGAAUUUGAAAUCAUUUUAUUGCAAACUCAAAGUUUAUCGAUAAAGCCAUUUAAUAGUUAAAGGCAGUUUAGUUUUAUAAAGAACACUUUAAAACGUUUUGUGAAUUGUUUGUGGUUGAAUUUUACCUUAAAUUGAAGCUUGUAUUACGUAUAAUUACAUACCUAACAUAAAUAUGUUGGGAAAUUGAUAAUUUUGUAAUUAAAAGUAAUAUUUUUAGGCGAUUUUCAUUUGUAAGAAUAUUCUUAAAAAAUUAUCGUGUUACCAUGACAACUACUUUAGAUACUUCAUGUUCGGAAAAUACAACGGUUUUGUCAGCAAGGCGAGGGUUUCUGCAUGCAUGUAUUUUCUAGUUAAGUAACUUACAGGGCGGAAUAUUGAAUAGAAUUUUAUAGACCUAAUUUUACAGAUAUUGGUCCAAAAAUAAGGGUUUUGGACCAUUUUUGUCCCCGAGCCCGAAUCCCCCCGGCUAUUUACACCCGGGGAAACGAAAGCAUUAGCGAAGUCUAAAGUUCAUCAAUAAUCGCGGGCGUGGGUCACCAACGAUGGGUGGUCAUCCUCACUGAUCUCAAAAAUAUGGCGGACUGUCAUGAAUAGCGAACUCAAAGUUUAUCGAUAAAGUCAUUUAAUUUAAAGGCAGUUUAGUUUUAUAAAGAACACUUUAAAACGUUUUGCGAAGCCGGUUUGUGGUUGAAUUUUACCUUAAAUUGAGGCUUAUAUUACGUACAACAACAUACCUAACAUAUAUAUGUUGGGAAAUUGAUAAUUUUGUAAUUAAAAGUGAUAUUUUUAGGCGAUUCAGUUUAGGCGAUUCAGUUCAGAUUUAGGCAGUUCAGUCUUCAAAUUCAAUUUGUUCUCUUUACAUUUUAAGAUAUUUUUCUCAAAUUAAAAGUAAUUUAUGAAACUUAGAGCUUCGUUGAAAAGGAAAACAGUUCAUGUUUUUAGGCAAAAAGUUAAAGCAACAAAAUUCGUAAACAUUAAAUAUUCAAAGCAAACUUGCCGUAUAUUUCACGAUUUCCCAUAGUAAAUCAAUUCUUCUCAUUUCUUCAAACAAAAUUGCUUCAAGCUUAAUGGACAACUUGCAUGUUAGACGAAAUUUUAAUCUAAGCAGAGAAAAGGGAAUCAAACACCACAGCUAAAAAGAACGUAUUGAAAUUAGUAAAAGUGCAAAAUUUGGUUGCGAAAUGUUGUAAAGCUUGGAAAAUAUAGCCUUGCAAAGUUUGCAUAUUUUCAGUAUAUUUGUAUUACGAGCGGAAAUUGUUACCAUUUUCGGCUCAAAAAUGGUAACAAUUUCAGCACGUAAUACAAAUAUACUGAAAAUAUGCAAAUUUAGCAAAGCUAUAUUUUCAAAGCUUUACAACAUUUCGCAACCAAAUUUUGCAAGUUUACUAAUUUUAAUAAGUUCUUAACGGGAAUUUACUUUUUUUUUGCCUAGAUCGGUUAGUUCAAAAAUUUGUCUAACAUGCAAGUUGUCUAUUGUUGUAUAUGAAACGAUUUUCCAAAUAUAUGUCAUUUAAAUUGAAAUCUUGCUCAUUCCACUCCUACAAGCAAUCAGCCAUAUUUUUGAGAUCAGUGAGGAUGACCACCCACUCAACACCGUUGGUGAGCCACGCCCGCGAUCAUUGAUGAACUUUAGACUUCGCUAAUGCUUUCGUUUCCCCGGGUGUAAAUAGCCGGGGGGAAUUAGUACCCUCGCCCCGGGCUUACGCCCGGAAUGGCGCUCCGCCAACCUCGUUCCCAGGGCUUUUCCCUUUUUGUCAUUGGGAAGGCGGCAAAAAGGGAAAAGCCCUGGAAACGAGGUUGGCGCUCCGCGCCGUUAAUUGGCUCGGGGAUAAUUAAGUUUACGUUAAAAAGCGGAAUAAAAAUACACGCAAAAGAAUCCGAAUGUCGUUAAAAUCUUUAAAAUAUCUGGAAAAAUAAAGAGACAAAUCAUUUCCAUCAUAUCAUCUAGUAUACGGCAUAGACAAAAGUUUAGAUUAAAAUUUAAAGAUGAUGUCCACUCCUGUGCGCAUGAGCGAACUUUGUUAACGUUUUGAACUGCUAUAUUUGUAAAAUAUGAUAUACUAACUGAAUAUAUCUAACACUUUUCUGGUUCGCUUUACUUGUAAAUGAAUAUAAACAGGGAUGCCGGAAGUUGCUGGGGGCUAGGGGUGCAAUUGGUUAACAAGAGGGCAUAUUCCUUAACAAAAGGGCACUAAUGAAAAUGAAAGGGUAUCUAAAAAUUAUUUUUGGCGACCUCCCCCGUCGCCAAAAAUGUUUUGGUCAGUGUACCAUUUUAGGGGUACAAAAAAUUUUCCGGUCAUACCACAAUUUUUCCUAAAUACGAAAAAAAUUUUCCGGACAUACAGAACAUUUUCCGGAUAAUGUUAUUUUUUCCAGAAAUUAAAACAUUUUUCCGGAAAUAACAUAGAUUGAAUUUUUCAAAAAUGCCCUUUGCGCAAAAAAAAUGCAAUUUUUAAUGAAAAUUUUUCACGCAAAAAGGGCACUUUGUGCACCCGUUGCACCCGUAUUCUGCACCCGUAAAGUUGUGAAGACAAAAGGCAACGGGUGCAACUGCACCCGCUGCACCCGUGGUUCCGGCAUCCCUGAAUAUAAACUAUUUUGAACGAGUUUUAUGCUCCUGGACGUGACGUGUCUAAAUAAAUAAAUAAUUCAUUCAUUCAUUCAUACAUUUCAAUUCAAAAAAGUUCGAAAGAUGCAAAAUUUGGGCAAUGUUUAGGUAUUUUUGUUAUGAGCAGAACUGAUGCGCAGAACGGAGUGGACAUCAUCUUUAAUCGAAAAACUCGAUUAAAAAGGUGAAAACCCGAUUAAAAAGGCGAAAAACAAACUCGGUCAAAAUCUUGACAUUUAAACGAAAAAAUUCUUUAAAAUGAUAGUUAAUACACGAACUCGUACUUAAAACAAACACACACUAAAACUGUAAAAGGUUGAGAAAAUAGCGGUAAGUAACUACAAAUUAUUGUUGAAUUUCAACGUUUCUGCUUGGAAUAUUAACAAACAUUGUGCAUAUCUUUAAAAAAUCGCUUGUCACUUUCAUGUUCAAAACUACGAGCAAAAUUUUACCGUAUGUGUCUGCAGCUUCCAAAAGUCUUUGUUUUUGUGUAAUUCAGAACCAAAAUUAGGCCAUUUUGACAAGCUUUUUUCCUUUAAAUGCAGCUUUUAAUACUUAAAAACGACCAUUGACUCUCGCGCCCUUCGAGCCUACUAGUAGCGUAGCCAAUCAGAACGCACGGUAUAUGAUAGCCCACUAGUAGGUUUAUAUAUACUAAAAACAAUUGGUAAUGGCGCAGCAAAAUUUUAUACAUCGAGCAGUUCGCAUUCACAUGUUAUUAUAAUGGUAAAUUCUAGAUAUGUGGCUGUCGCACGCAAUUAGUCUAGGGCUGAUAAAGUUAGAGAUUGUCUUUCUUGACCUCUGGCGAGAACCGAUACAGUCGAAGUGCCCAGUUGUUGUUAGUAUAUAUUAUUAUCUGUGCCACACCUAGACCGUGCGGUUAAUAUUUUCUUCAUUCUUAAUUGACAGAGAAAAGUGCAGUGCAAUGGUUUCGGUGUGUGUUGUGGUAAUAAUGAGCCUCCUCUUAUACUAAAUCAUACAGCAGGAACAAAAUGUAAGGGUCUGAAUGAUUCAAAUUGUUUGUGCGGUGGUACAGAGACACCUAAACCUUGUCCUGGUGGUUAUUACUGUCCAACACCUGAUGAUAAGUUACCAUGUGGGUCUGGUGAUUAUUGUCGUGCUGGAAGCACUGAACCUGAGCCAUGUCCGGUAGGUACAGAAUAUAAUAUUGGUAUAUUUGUGUGGAAUUCAUUAAGAAUUCAUCAAGUAACCACAAAAGAAAUCAUGAACGUGAAACUGAAGGAGUUUGUUUAUCUCAUACAAAAUCAUGCUGAUUUGUAUAAACUUUAAGUUCAAUUUUCUCACCAAAUAUCAUUCAUUUAUUUACGUUACGUUUCGAGCCAAGACCCUUCGCGUUGGGAAGUUAAUAGUAGCGGGGGUCUGCAUGCUGCAUUUUGGUGCACAAAUUGUUUGUGUUAAAAUAUUUCUUAUUUUCAGGCUAAUAAACAAUUUUUCAACACAGACUGCUAUUUAAGGCAAAGACCUGCCAAAGUGUAAGAGUUUCCAUUCAAGCGAAAAUAUAGCUCUUUAUUAUAGUCAGUCAUCUUGCUAAAUCUCGCAUAAACUUCGGUAUUUUUCAGAUUUAAUUUUUCAUAAAGAUGAUUCUUGGUAUUGUACUAUUGAAUUUGUCCUUUUGCAAAACUGAUAGUCUUGAAGAAUUCUGUAAGGCAUCAGUGAUUACUUUGGUUGAAAUUAAUUUCGGGAGAAAAAGAAUGACAACCAUUUUUCGUAUCCGUUUAUAUUGCCAGUGGCGGCGCCAGGGGGGGGGAGGGGCAAGGGGAGGGGCAAAUGCUCCCCAAAUUAUUUUUUGCCCCCCCCCCCCCCAUUUUUCCCCCCUCAAAAAAACUAAAGGCUACACAAGCGUUUUGUCGUUAUCGGAAAAUGUAUGGCUUAUAAGUUGUCAUUACUCAUUUAUAGUGAAUGCGCGUACACAUGAAACUGUUUUUUACAGUUUCAAUAUUAGUUUGUAAAUCUCUGAAUGGUAAAACUUGCCAAUACUCCAAUAAUACGUUUCAAAAAAAGACAAAAAAGCUUUAGUUUUGCAGAGUUCAAUUCUCAAACGUGUAAGGCACUAAUAAGAUGAAAGUAUCACGAAAUUAUUUGAAUAAACCACAUCGCAUAUAUGGGGGGCGAAUGUCCUAAAGAGGGGCGAUAUUCCUAGGGUGUUCGCCCCACCCCCCUGGGAGCCGAUAUCGCCACGUUUUGAGGGGGGCGAAUCUCCUGGGGGGGGGGGGGCGACCUUUUUAAAAAUUCUAUCUUGCCCCCCAAAAUUUGAAUUUGCCCCUCAAAUGCCCCCCCAAAUUUGGAGGCCUGGCGCCGCCACUGCUAUAUUGCUAUGGUGUAAUUAAGUUUAUGACUGUGUCGACAAUCGACAUCAUAUUAGUAUUAAUUUACACCAAAAGACUGAAUGCAUGCAUGCAUGGUUAAGCAUUUAAAACUUUUUUACACUGCUUCAGUGUAAUGAUGCUUGUGAUGUUACUCUGAGUGUAUAUCCACACCGGGCAAGCUUGAAAAAUAUGCCUGACCACGGUGGGAACAGGGUGCGAUAAUUCGCGUACCAACGUACCGGAGGUACGCCAAAUUUAUGGUCUGGUACUUCUUUGUUUUUAGGCAAAUACCACGUAGGUACGCGGAAAUUUGCUAUUCGCGUACUUACAUUUUCCUUCUAGCAAUAACUAGCAAACCUGCCAAAGUAUUCAAAACCGUGAAGAACUUUAGCUGUACAUGUAAAUUCCACGCAUCCGACAUAUUUCGAAAUGAAAAAAGCCAAAAGGUUAUCUUUACGCUUGAUCAAAAAAUUUAUCGUCAUCGUCCAACUGAAAAAAUAUCGUCAAACGUCAAACGCCGAUAAUUUUAUCGUUUUCGUUGUAGUGUGGACACCAACAUAAUUUUUUCACCAAUUAUCGCGUGUUUUCAAGUUAUCGUAUCGUUAUCGUUCAAGGCCUUUAUAAAAAUAAAAUACCUGUGGUUCGGGUUUCCCGACCAACCCUAUUUUUUCUGCCCACCCUAUUAUUUUUUUUAAACGCGAUUGACCGUGCGCCGUGCGACCCUAUUUUCUCCGGGUGGUUGCGGGCUGCUCCUACAGCGUGCCAAAAUGGCGUCUGUUGUCACAAUAAUUAUUGAACCAAAUUGCCUAAAUUCGUCCCUGGGAACUACGCAUCUCUAGUUAAUAUUGAUGUCGGGACUCUACUGAAAAUCGCCCAGAAACAAAACGCGAAAACCAUGAAAAAAAUAUUCAAAAUUUUUUUUAUUUCCGACCUAUACCUACCCUAAUUUUUCGCAAUCUGAAACAGGAACCACAGGGUUUUUUUUAGGCCCAAUGAGGAAAACUACACUGUAUGUAGCUGAGGUCAGACUGUUAGCACCCUCGGUAAAUCCACUGUAAAUGAGCGUUGGCAUUCGAGUCACAACGUCGACGCUUUGAAAACUGUUAUAUUAUGUUGUACAAAUACCAUAAUUAAAGAUUUAUUUGUACAAAAUUGCCCAUACAUUUUUUGCUUUUGGACCAGUAAACUAUAAGUAGGUAUAAAAACGCAUGACUCGGAAGUUGUCUUAGGUACGUCUUGACUCUUAAGUGUGUACCAGACCAGAUACGCGGCAAAAGUUGUCGGAGUACCAGUCAGGUACGGCUAAAAAUAUUGAAUUAUCGCACCCUGUGGGAAUCGAACCUACGACCUUUGGAAUACUAGCCCAAUGCUCUGCCAACUGAUAUAUUUUUCAAGCUUGCCCGGUGUGGAUAUACACUCAGAGUAACAUCACAAGCAUCAUAUUCACCUGAGUACAUUACACCAACAUAGAAAAAAUCAUGAUUAUUAGAUUACAUUGAUAUCGAAGGAACUAGAUUCUGUUCCGAAAUAUCACAUACUCGAACCGACCAGACCGCGUAGCUCAGUUGGCAGAGCAUUGGAUUAGUAUUCCAAAGGUCGUAGGUUCGAUUCCCACCGUGGUCAGGCAUAUUUUUCAAGCUUGCCCGGUGUGGAUAUGCACUCAGAGUAACAUCACAAGCAUCAUAUUCACCUGAGUACAUUACACAAACACAGAAAAAUCAUGAUUAUUAGAUUACAUUGAUAUCGAAGGAACUAGAUUCUGUUCCGAAAUAUCACAUACUCGAACCGACCAGACCGCGUAGCUCAGUUGGCAAAGCAUUGGGCUAGUAUUCCAAAGGUCGUAGGUUCGAUGCUUCAGUGUCGUUGUAUAAACUUUCAGCUGUGUGGGCACCAUGGUGGUGAAGACAAAGGCAAAGAUUUAAAACCGCCGUUGCAGAUGAGGUUGCCCAUAUAACUAUUGAGUAGAGAAUACGUGUUUUUUAUUUUUGUAGUGGCUUACAAGAUGUAAGAAAAGAAGUUCAGCUCCAAUCACCAACUUUAUUGCCCCCUUACUAGAUGCCCUCGUGUUGUUACUUUUCAUUGGUUUACUCGUACUUUAUUACAAAUGGCGGACAGUCAAGUUUUACUGGAAUUUUUACUACACGAGAUACACUGGCAGGGAACGCUCUUCCACAAGGAGUUUUUGUGUGGACGCAGGACUCGCUCACAGUACUGUCAAACUUAGGGCCUUUCAGGAGUCUGACGCAGAUCAACAAAUUGAGCCAAAGUCAUACACAAUUGAUAUUAGCUUUGAAAACCUCGGGCUGACUUUGAAAGCAGUAAGUUUUAUAUUAUUUUUUGUCAUUCCUGAGCAGGCGGAAUCGCAUAGUCAGUAUCCUAGCAUUUCCGUCCGUAGCAGCGGACAGAGUUUUACAUAUUUUGACCAUGGUCCAGAAUUCUAGGCUAUAGGAGACUCCGAUUUGUUUGUUUUCUCAAUGUUUUUAUUGAUUGUUUUUAAUAAAGUGAAAUAGAACGUUUUUCUCGCUUAGUACCCUUUGUGUAUGUUUCUUAAGUCAACAACUGAAUUGCUUCUUUUUUGUUGAAAAAAUAACCCAUGAUCUCCGAAAAGUACCUAUGCACAGCAAUCUGCAGUCCCACUAAAUAAACGAUGUCAUUUUGUUUCCGGUACAGGGAGAAAAUAAAGGCAAGGUAGUGUUAGAAGGAGUGACAGGUCGUGUAAGUUCCGGUGAAGUUACAGCUGUCAUGGGACCUUCUGGUGCUGGAAAGACGACAUUUCUUAACACACUGAGUGGAAAAGCUUACUAUGGGGUAUAG